GACUGUGAAAGCGUUAUAAAAUCAUGACAGCUUACGAACACAGUGACAUGUUGUACUUAUUUGUAAUUGAAUACUCGGAUAUGAAAGGUUUACAUUUUAAUUUUUAUCGCCCGUUUAAAUCAUGGCACAGUUUGAAUGGGAUGAAGAGGCGCAGCAAAAGUUUGAACAUCUAUGGGCAAUCUACGACAGCGAUGGCAAUGGAUAUCUGACAUUGGAAGAAAUCAAAGCGCAGAAGCUAAAGGAAGGCGCACAACUGUUGGGGACAAACCCGACGGACGAAGACAUUAAAGAUUAUAUGGAUCGUGUAGACGAAAAUGGAGACGGCACAAUCAGCAAGGAAGAAAUGAAGAACUACCUUAUUAACUUUGUGAGGUCUCUUGGUGACCCAAGAGAGAGGCUCGAGCACGCCAUAGACGUUAUGAUGAAGACAAUGGACAUAAACGAGAACGGUCUAAUUGACAAGGAAGAAUUUAGAAAGUUUAUGAAGGUAAAAGGCAAGACGCCUUUAUCUGAUGCUGACAUUGACGAGAUGUUUAAAGCUGUGGAUAGCGACGGAGACGCGGCGACAUUGACCAAAGAUGAAUUGAUGACGUGGAUUCUACUUGGUAUUUCAGCUCCGAAGUAACAAAGACUGUCGACUUUGCAUUUCAUGCCCGUAGUUUUUAGCGACUUUUAUUUACAUGUUUGAUGCAUUAAUGUGUAAGAUACUACACAAACGCUGAAACGCACUCCAUAAUGACUUAUUUAUCUUAUAUUAUUUAUAUAAAAUCGACGUCAUUGUUAUAAUAACAUAAUGAAAGCUAUUAGGAAUUAGCGAAUCGUACUGGCGAACUUUGCAAUGUACAUUGUUGCCGUUUUUCAUAUCGAUAAUAACAUACUCGUAUCAUAAUAACAUAUUCAUUGAGUAUUGCUAUAUACACGUCGUUCUUCUAUUAUGCUAUGUUUACAAAAAUAUAACAAUUCAAUGUGUUAACUUGUUCGUUUAUUUUUAAUAAUAUCAAAGAGGCCGAAAAAUUGUGUACUGAGUGUUAACAAACAGAUAAUAUAAUUAUGCACACACACAAAAUAUACGUUUGGGUAUAAAAGUUGUUGUUUUCAUACACUGGUCACUUCCUCA
Molecule: messenger RNA, 1117 nt
Organism: Dreissena polymorpha
Lineage: Eukaryota; Metazoa; Mollusca; Bivalvia; Myida; Dreissenidae
Product: calmodulin-A-like
Exons: 6
Coding region: 122-625 (167 amino acids)
Molecular function (GO): calcium ion binding
Source: RefSeq, a predicted model, not a curated record